Messenger RNA from Tigriopus californicus, 817 nucleotides. RefSeq names its product ATP-dependent Clp protease proteolytic subunit-like (gene ClpP). The record is from RefSeq and is a predicted model, not a curated record. The coding region runs from base 1 to 768 and encodes 255 amino acids. Gene Ontology annotation, cellular component: endopeptidase Clp complex. Gene Ontology annotation, molecular function: serine-type endopeptidase activity; ATPase binding; ATP-dependent peptidase activity. Lineage: Eukaryota; Metazoa; Arthropoda; Copepoda; Harpacticoida; Harpacticidae. Gene Ontology annotation, biological process: protein quality control for misfolded or incompletely synthesized proteins. The transcript has 2 exons.
AUGUUCAGUGUAGCUCGAGCCUUGUCGGUCCGGAGUCUAGUUCGGCCUCUGUCGACCUCGCCGUCCUCGGGCUUAUGGCAACCCCAAGACCUGGCCCUUCCGUCCGCCACCUCGUUGGCUGAUGCGUCGCACAAUCCCAUGGCCAACCUCGUGCCCAUUGUGGUCGAACAAACCGGACGCGGGGAACGAUCCUACGAUAUCUAUUCCAGAUUACUGAAGGACCGCAUCAUUUGUCUCAUGGGCCCGGUCAACGACGUGAUCUCGAGUCUGGUCGUGGCCCAAUUGCUCUUCCUUCAGUCCGAAUCCAGUAAGAAACCCGUCCACAUGUACAUCAACAGCCCCGGUGGGUCGGUCACGGCCGGUCUAGCCAUCUACGACACCAUGCAGUACGUGCGCCCGCCCAUCGCCACUUGGUGCGUGGGGCAAGCUUGCUCCAUGGGCAGUCUGCUCUUGGCCGCGGGUUCGCCGGGUAUGCGACAUUCGUUGCCCAAUGCCCGCAUUAUGGUCCAUCAGCCCUCGGGCGGGGCCCAGGGACAAGCCACGGACAUCCAGAUUCAGGCCGAGGAAAUCAUCAAGUUGAAGAAGCAGUUGAACUUGAUCUAUGUGCGACACACCGGACAGACGCUGGACUUCAUCGAGCAGAACAUGGAGCGGGACAAGUUCAUGAGUCCCGUCGAGGCCAAGACGUUUGGUUUGGUGGAUCAGAUCCUGGAACACCCACCCAAGGCCACCGAGGUGCCGGCCCCGGAUUCACCUGCCUCAUCUUAGAUCGAUUGAUCGUGACAUUUUUGGCUUAUAAAUAAAUGAUAAAAGAUUC